Molecule: messenger RNA, 2057 nt
Organism: Eurytemora carolleeae
Lineage: Eukaryota; Metazoa; Arthropoda; Copepoda; Calanoida; Temoridae
Exons: 17
Coding region: 17-1969 (650 amino acids)
Source: RefSeq, a predicted model, not a curated record
UCAAUGCAAUUUGAAAAUGCAAGGUUUGAAUGUCGUCUUCUGUUUGAUUAAUCUUGGUCGAAUUCAUGGGCAAACUGAUAUCACAGAAGCUCAAUCUUCAACCCCAGAAGGAACUACAGCUGCAGAAACAACGGGGACAGGUUCAUCAACAACAGGGACAGCAACCUCGUCAACAGGUUCAUCAUCAACAGCGUCAACAGCAACCUCCCCGACAGGUGCUUCAGUCAGACCCUCUCCGGUAACUUCAACAACAACAACAACACCAACUGCUACUACAACAACAACAACAGCAUUGUUUACUCUUCCAACCCUUCCUAUUCUUCCCUUCCCUACAGAAGAUCCUUCUCCUUCAAUUCCUUUUGUUCUUCCAGACUUUUCCCCUUGCCCCCAGAUUGAUGGGUUUAAUUGGAUAUGGGUUGUAAUAUUUGAACCAGAUCAAUCAGGUGAGUUCCCUUCAGUGUGUUUACCACAAGAACAGGAGACAGUGUCAACCCUACCAACACUUCCAACCCCACCAGUUGUUCCAACAUCUUCUACUACAACAGAACAUCAUGAAGUUGAUCAUCAUGAGCAUCAUGGAUACUGGCCUAUACCCUUGGGUUACUAUGAUCCAUUUAUUGAUCCCUUCUUUGUAUCCUUCUAUGAUCCGUUUUACGAUCCAUACCUAAGUCUUUACUCAGUUGACCCAUUCCUAUAUGAAUCCCAGCUAGGAUGGUUCAGAUCUUCCAGUGUUUCCGUAAAAACUUUGGACGAAGAUGGUAGAUUUAAUAGUUCUCAACUAAUCAGGUCAAUAACUGGCAGAGGCCAAACAAAUAAACAGAAAAAGAAACCAAAAAAAAUGGGGAACCAAAAAACGAAAAAGUUUGCAAAUCCCAAGAAAAAAGGAACAAAUCUGAAGAAAAUUGAGUCAAAGAGAAGAAUUUCGCGUUCCAUCGAUAAUUCUGCAAUGCAAGUUUGGCAGACAAAUUGGGAAAAAUUUACCCAAAAGAAGAAAAGUUCCGCAACGUCCACGGCACAAACAAAAAAAUCAAGGAAAAAAUCCAGUUUGGUGUCCAAACAUCCUCAGGCUUCAAGACAAAACAUUGGAAAUAAUUUAGUUAAAACCCCGGUCUCAAAACAGAAUCCAAGUCCUGCUAUUAACGCAGUUUCAACGCAUAAAUUAGUUUCUACAAAGAAACCAGUAUCCGCCAAUGUUGAGGAUUUCCUAUCUCAAGUUGUUGAAAAAUAUGGGAAUAAAAACACAGUUGUUUUACCACCAAACAACUCAAAUUACAAUAAUGCUGCCCAAUACAACUUCAAUAAAAUCAACAUCACCGACGAGACAAACAAGACCAAGUUCAAGGAAGAAAUCCUCGGAAUGUCUUCUGGCAAAAGGGUUGAAAGAAUGAUAAGAAGGUUCAGCAAGGAGAGUAUAAAAGAUAUGCUCGAGCUGGGACGGAUUGAGGAGAAAAGCUUGCUCAUUGCAAACAAUAAAUAUCCAAGAGCAAAAUCAAUUACUUGGAGAAAACUACGAAAACUACUGACACAAGGAGUCAGGGGUCCUAAUCUUAACAGGUCUGGAAUAUCCAGGUUUAUUAGAUCAUGGUUCCCCUCCUCCCUCUCCUCCUACCAGAGAGCUAUCAAGGAAACCUUAAACCUGGAGAGAAAAUUAGAGGAGGAGAAACCUAUUCAAACCUUUACCAUACCCUUGUCAGGACAAGAAGGGGCGGAGGACUACAAGAUCAAUCUUUGUGAAUAUAUUCUUGAAAACAAAUCCAUCCAAACAAAACAAGAUUGCAAUAAAUGGCGAAGCUGGAGAAGAUUGGCGAGGAAGAAGAAGAUGAAAACAGUAAAUAAAAAGAAGAAGAAGACAAAGAAGAAGAAGAAUGUGGAAAAGAAAGGAAGAAAGCAAACAGCUCAAAAUUUUAUAAAUAAUUUAGUUCAAAAUUCACUGUCUCAGGGUUUGAAACCUACAUUAAUUAACAUCUAAAAAUGGUGCGUACCGGAAAAAAAGUCAAUGAUUCUAUUUUUGGAUAUUUUCUUUAAAUUUGGUUUGUCAGAUUUUACAUAAAUUUAGA